UUGUUUGUUAUAAUUUAACCAUACAAAUAAAAAAGAUGGCGAACGUAGAGGACGCACAAGCACGUGUGCGAAAUGCAUUUAACGACAUGAUGGCAGCAAUUGACAAAGAUAUUAUAAGACAGAGACAGGCAGACAUGCAUACUUGUGCAGCUAAAUGUUACAGUGAUAGAAAAAGUCCAAUUGAGGACAUUGAGAGAUGUGCACAAAACUGCAAUGCCAAGCUAAUGGAAGCAUCAAGCUUUGUUCAAAGAGAGGUUGAAGGUUUUCAAAAUCGAAUCACUAGAUGUGCUAUGGAUUGUCAGGAUGCUGCACGAGACAAAAUUGGUCCCGAUACGAAAGAGAGCGAAAUUCAGGGCUAUAAAGAAGGCAUGGAGAAAUGCGUUAUUAAUUGUGUGGACACUCAUAUAACAACUUUACCAAGUCUAGAGAAGAGGCUACGACUAGGACUAACCAAAGGAAAAUAUGACUGAAAUUAACAUGCUGUUAGAUUUUUUUACAAUUACUUAAUUUACAAAAUGCUACCACAAUGGACAUUCAUUAGCAUUGAAAUAGAUUUUUUUUAAUAGAAUGUUGGAUGCUUGUGUUCAUUUUACACUAGUAAAGGCUGUGUAGAGUUUUACGGCAUAUACAUGUACAAGCAAUUAUUUUUUGUAAAAAGUAUAGAUUCAUGUUAUGUAACAGGGAUCAGAAUUUAAAACCAGCACUGAGCACAGAACAAUAGAUUUCUUAUCUGAUAUAUGAGAACUUUUUUUUUUAUGUACAUGUACAUCAUUCAUACAUGUUGAUGAAUUCAUUCGACAACCAACAUAACAAAAUCUAUAUAAUGAUAAAAAUAAAUAUUUAUUUGAUAUUGUCAAGUCA
This is a messenger RNA of Saccostrea cuccullata (small rock oyster), 861 nucleotides long. RefSeq names its product protein FAM136A-like. NCBI's taxonomy places the organism in Eukaryota, Metazoa, Mollusca, Bivalvia, Ostreida, Ostreidae. The coding region runs from base 36 to 470 and encodes 144 amino acids. Gene Ontology annotation, cellular component: cytoplasm. The record is from RefSeq and is a predicted model, not a curated record. The transcript is spliced from 3 exons.